GCUUCCUCAUGCAAACGGCGCCACCUCAAUGCAGGCCAUGUACUGUGAACAGCUAGGCAACCUGGAUACACAGCUGGCGCAUGUUGGGAUACAGUGGAAAUCUUAUUAUUAUUUUUUUCGUAAACCUUGCUGAACAGCUUUGACCCGGCUAUAGGCUACGCUGUGUGCUGCAAACUGUCUGCGUCAUACCCCACGUCUUUCGCCCUGCCGCCACUCCAGUAUGCCAUUGUAAACAAACGCGGGAGGGGCUGCUGUCGCUCAGCCCAACGCCAACAACACAACGGUCUACUCCUCGUAUCUUGUCAUAUACGGUGCUUUAACAGCCCGACAGGAUCUAUGAGACCUCAGACAAUUCCAUAAUCCUUAAGACAAGAGCAUAGCAUUUCCAAACGAGACAAAAGAAACAAUGUCCUUCUUGUUUGGGCGCGCAAGGUCGCGCGUCGUUGCCGACCUCCCUCGACAGGCACGGGAGAAUAUUCUCAAGUUAGACGGACCUAAUGGGUCGUCAAAGGCAGAAGAGCUAGCCCGAGUCCUGACACAAAUGAAGGUCCUGCUCCAAGGGACCCAAGAUACGGAGAGCUCCCCGGAACAAAUAUACCAGCUAGUAUCUAGCAUGAUUGAAGAAGACUUCCUCCACCUCCUCGCCGUCAAUCUUUACCGCCUACCAUUCGAAUCGCGCAAGGACGCCCAGAUUAUCUUUUCCUACGUAUUCCGAUUCCGCCCCGCAUCUGCGGCCCCGAAAAGCGAUCCUCUCGCUCUAUCAUAUGUAGUAUGCACGCGGCCGCAAGUCCUAGUCGAGCUCUGCAAAGGCUACGACCACAAGGAGAGCGCCACGCCUGCGGGCUCCGUGCUGCGCGAGCUGCUCAAGAACGAAGCUGCUGCCGCUAUUAUCCUGUACGACGAUGGAGACGAGCCCGGAUCCAGUUCCAAAGGCCUGAAUGCGAUUGAUAGAGACAGACCACAGACAGGGCGAGGCGUCCUUUGGCGCUUCUUUGACUGGAUAGACAAGAGCUCCUUUGAAGUUGCUGCAGACGCAUUCACAACCUUUAGAGAGCUAUUAACAAGGCAUAAAGACCUGGUGCCGCGCUACCUGGCGACGAAUUUCGACCUCUUCUUCGACAAGUACAACAAUAUCCUAGUCAAAUCCAACAGCUAUGUCACAAAACGACAGUCUAUUAAGCUGCUGGGCGAGAUUCUGCUAGACAGAUCAAACUACACAGUCAUGACGACAUAUGUGGACAGCGGGGAGCAUCUCAAGAUUUGCAUGAACCUGCUGCGUGACGACCGGAAGAUGGUGCAAUAUGAAGGCUUCCAUGUAUUCAAGGUCUUUGUCGCGAACCCGCAUAAGUCGAUCCCCGUGCAGAAGAUUCUACUCAUGAACCGAGAGAAGCUGCUUACCUUUCUCUCACACUUUCUCGAAGACCGCACCGACGACGAACAGUUUAUCGACGAGCGCGAGUUUCUGAUUAAACAGAUCAGAAGUAUGCCACCGAACCCCGUACCGCCUCAACGAUAAACAUUUGCUUUUCUACAAUCAUGCAUUAUUCUGUUGCACAUGCAAAAUAGCCAAGCGACUCCGUACAAUAAUAUCCUCAUCAUCAUUAUCAUCAAGCUUUAUGUAUCCAUUAUACACAUAUAUAUGCAUGUAUCGUAGUGUAUCAUGAUGUAUAUUAAAAACAACUAUCUGAACCACAAAAAUACAACGUUUCCUGAACUCCGGGCCCCAACCUGCGCCGCAAUGACAGACAAGUCUACUAUCGUUGUCUGGAAAGCAGCACGCUGACACUCUCGCGCGCGUUCUGUGUGCCCCAGACGCUCUCAUUUCCGCCACGGCGCCACUCAUCGCCGCUCGUAAUCUCACCCGAGUUGGCAGUCUCGCCAAGAAUAACCUCGAGGUCUCGCUUCUGCGAACUGAGCCAGUUCUUGACAAAGUUUGCGGGGUCCUCGGCCAGCGCCGUCAGGAAGCCGUGCUUGGCCUUGGAAACAGUCACGGCCUGGAUUACUCUGGCGAGCUGGUCGUCCAUGCCGGUGAUCUCCUUGAGCAUGUUGGAGUAUUCGGGCUUAUUGAGAAGAGCCAGCAGCUUUGCGCGGAGGGGGUCUUCGACGGCAACGCGAAUGUCGUAAAUGGUAGGCUUGGGGUCCUUGUGGAACUCCUCAUCGACGCGGACGGUGUACGGAAGGCUGAUAGGGGGAAGGGCACGGAUGUGCUGCGCGACGUAUUCGUUCAGCAGAGGGAUGUAACCAACGUCGCCACGGCCGACAAUCUAGAUUCCCAGUUAGCAAAAGUCUCCCAUUGUGGGCUGUGCUCCAGGCUCUAAAACUCACCUGUCGAAGAAUGUCAUCGCAGCGGAAGUUGCGUUUCUCUUCAUCCUCCUGUAAUCCAGCGGCUCGAAUGUACUCCCAGAGACCCAUGACGGCUUCCUGCUGUGUUGCCUCGGUCAUAUCGACGGCUGCUGCCAGCUCGGGGCUGAGAAGGUAGCGCUCAGGCAGCUCGUGUCUGAAGAGGUUAAUGGUAAUGUUGGAGUUCUCGUCGCCGCUUCGCUUGAAGGUGAAUUCGUCAAACUCGGCGCCGGGAGCCUCAGGCGCGGGCUGACCAGGACGGCCGGCAGCCUCGGGCUUCUUCCACUCGACGGCCUGUUCGGCGCCGUUUCGCGAACGGGAUCGAUCAAAGUCGACUGUGAUGGCCUUGAAGAAGUGUGAAAAGCUUGGCUUCGUGGGAGCAGCAGCAGGUGUGGGCGCUUCGGCUGCUUCGCCCUCGGCGGCUGGGGCAGCUUCGGCGGCCUUCUUCUGGUCCUCCUCGGAGUCCUCCAAGAGCGCACCUUCAAUCUUGACGCGGUAGGAUGACUCCAUGGUAGGAUUGAAAUCAAAAGCAUCUACAUUCAAGCCAUUUCCCUGCCAGACCUGAUCCUCAACAGUGUUUGUAAUCCAGAUUCGCAUCGUCUUGUACAUCUAGCACGUAAGUUAGUACUCGCGCUGCCAUCGCCACACGCAUCGCAUCAAUUUGCUUACAGCAGUUGGGCGCUGAACGCUCUCAAUCACAUCCAAACGUUUUCGGGUCAUUGUUGUGUCGAGGAGGCGCUCAAUGUUGCGCAGCUCUUCGUACUGUUGGGCCAUCUCUGGAUUGACAAUGUCGCCCUCAACGCCAUCGGGUAUGCUCUUAUCGGUCGGUUUGCGGCUUCGGCGUUUGGCCAGCUCGUUGGCCUGGGCUUGCUGCUGUUGCUGCUGUGCAAGUUGAGCCUGUGUAAUUUGGGCUUGCU
[Torrubiella] hemipterigena is the source of this 3257-nucleotide messenger RNA. Lineage: Eukaryota; Fungi; Ascomycota; Sordariomycetes; Hypocreales; Clavicipitaceae. The record is from the annotation of a GenBank genome assembly.